UUCAGUCGGUUCGAUUAAGAUUCGUAAGCAAUUCCAUGCCCAUAACAAUCAGUUUUGUUUGUUUAGUAAUUGAUUCAGAACGAAAACUGUCUGCACGAGAGAACUAGAGAGCCAUGGCCAGCAUCACAUUCAAGGGUCGUCCGACUGUUGUAUUGCGCACCUAUCAGGUGCUACGCAUUGGCAACAAUGUCCAAGAUAAUAAGCUGGACUUUUGUUUAGAUGAUAAGACUGUGGCUAAGCUGCACGCAACAUUGACACGGAGCGAGAAGGGCCUGUUCCUGGUCAACGAGAGUCGCAAUGGUACUGUCAGUGUGAAUGGUCAACGUUUUAGCGGUCCGGUUUUGAUCACCUAUCGUGACGCAAUUAAUGGCAUUGUUAAGUUACGUUUUGGUCGCGUUGAGGCCUUCCUACGCGUCUCCGGCAGCCUGGGGGGCUAAACUGGGGGCGUUACCGUAUAUGGACGAUCGUCUCCAUUGUUUACAUUGGACAAACAGUUAGAGGUUCACUGUUUUUCAAGUUUAAAUUUAUGUUUCACUAUUAAAUGUAU
Drosophila novamexicana is the source of this 547-nucleotide messenger RNA. RefSeq lists its product as uncharacterized. The record is from RefSeq and is a predicted model, not a curated record. The coding region runs from base 114 to 437 and encodes 107 amino acids. The transcript is spliced from 2 exons. Lineage: Eukaryota; Metazoa; Arthropoda; Insecta; Diptera; Drosophilidae. Gene Ontology annotation, molecular function: protein binding.